Planococcus citri (citrus mealybug) is the source of this 6927-nucleotide messenger RNA. RefSeq names its product protein abrupt-like. Gene Ontology annotation, biological process: regulation of transcription by RNA polymerase II. Lineage: Eukaryota; Metazoa; Arthropoda; Insecta; Hemiptera; Pseudococcidae. Gene Ontology annotation, molecular function: protein binding. Gene Ontology annotation, cellular component: nucleus. The record is from RefSeq and is a predicted model, not a curated record. The coding region runs from base 822 to 2477 and encodes 551 amino acids. The transcript is spliced from 7 exons.
AGUAAGUGAGAAAGAGAGAGUGAGUGAGAGGAGCUGCAACUACUACGACGACGACGACUACGGUGACUGAGGGCGGCAGCGGAGCGGCGAAAACGAGAGAGCAAUUAUUAAUAAAAUUAUGUGUACGUCGAUUAGUCGAACGCUAAUCUGUUGUAUGGGUCAAACGUGCCGUAUUUGUGUUCGUUUUACGACGACGAUUUAACGAUAAUUGAAAUUGAAAAAAAUUUCGACGAGAUUUCCGUUUACCAAAAUAUUUUGUGACCGGUGGAAAUUUUUGUUUUUUUGAGAAAUAUCGAGUUGUAAAAUUUUUCCAAGUUCGCGAAAUUUUUUUCCAUAGUGAAGUGACAUAGUGUGGUGCUUGGAUCGUGAAAAUUUUUUGAAAAUACUGAAAAAUUGAGCACGAUUGUGGCUGUAGUAGAUGUGGAGAUGUGCAGGUGUUUUCUCGAUCGACGAGUGUAAUGAAUCAAUUGUUGUUGGGGAAAUUUGACAAGGUUAUCGCUCAAAAACGAAUUUGAUCGAUGCACGUGAUAGAAAAAUAAACUGACGAAAAUGAUCUCAUUAUUCUAACGAAUCCUCGAACGACCGAAGUGAAGACGGAAAGUCCAAAAACCGCGACGACGAAAUGACAACUGAUGACGAGAAGUGAACAGAGGCUAGAAAAUUGAAUAUGUGAACCUUUGAUCGUGUAUAGAAGCAGAAGCAGUAGCAGAAGAAGAAGAAAAUAUUAUUAUACAGAAUAGACAGCGUGUUUUUUCGCCAUCGCUUCGCCGCCUCCUUCGAAGUGCACAGCAACUUAAUCGGUGACAUAAUUGCCAAUACAAAUGGGCGGUAUAGGUCCGACCGGGGCUAUCGGCGGUUCGGAACAACAGUACGCGUUAAAAUGGAACGAUUUUCACGCCAGUAUUUUAAACUCGUUUCGCCAUUUAAGAGACGAAGAAGAUUUCAUUGAUGUUACCAUUGCCUGCGACGGAUUCUCGUUCACGGCCCAUAAAGUCGUACUGUCGGCGUGUAGCCCUUAUUUUCGUUCAUUGCUCAAGGCGAAUCCGUGCCAACAUCCUAUUGUUAUAUUACGAGAUGUACGGAAACAAGAUAUGGAAGCGUUACUUAGGUUUAUGUAUAAUGGCGAAGUGCACAUAGGUCAAGAACAACUACCAGAUUUUUUGAAGACUGCGCAAACUUUGCAGGUUCGCGGUUUAGCGGAUGUAUCCACCAAAGAUCAACAUAAAUUGACUAGCAAUACCAGCACGUCAAUACCGUGGUCAUCGAAUUUAACCGACGACGAUAGCCAAUCGUUACAUAAUUCAACAACAAAAUUAAAUAGUGUAGAUAAUCCGCCGCCGUCCAAAAAACUUCGUACUUCGGAACACCAGCAUAGUGACUCGAGGUACUCGGAAUCGCCUCCGCUAAAUCGAGACAGUAGUAAUGAUAAUCUAGAUCAUAAACCACCGAUCGCCGAUACCCUUCUGACGCAGACGCUUCACGAAGGCACGACGCCGCUGAAUAACUCUAACGCGUUGAAAACCGUAUCCGAACCAUCGUCGCAGAUUCAUUCGUCAAACGAAGAUAGUAAUAAUUCGUACGACGACGAAGCGAGCGACGCUGAAGGCACGGAGAAUGGCCAAAACAGCGUGACAGAUUUAGCGCAACCAAAACUAGAACCACCGGAUUUCGCGUUAGGUGAUCGAUCGCGAAACGAUUCGCUAAUGAGUCCGGCGCUAUUCGAUCCGCAAAGGGGGCGAAACAGUUACGGUAGCGGUCUUUUCAACAUACAAGGAAUUGCUGGCUUAAUUCCGGGUCCUUCGGGGAUGCAUAAUAAUAGUCAAGAUAGUUACGGCGGUGGCGGCAGUGGCGGUAUUGGCGGCGGCGGCGUCGGUGGUGGAAGCUGUUACGCUGGCAUGGCGGAGCCGAAACCCAUAUGCAAAGAGUGCGGUCGCGUCUAUAGCAGCAUCAGUAACCUGAAGCAGCACGUGGCUAACGUGCACGCGACGUCGCCGAUCUGGGAGCCGUGUCCGAUCUGCGGCAAGCACUUCAAAACCAAGCAGUACCUGUUCAACCAUUUGCUGCAGACGCACGGCAUACGUCAGCGCGGCAACCGAAUGCAAAUGAUGCCGUUCGCGGCAUCUGCGGCAGCGGCUCCGCAGCAUCAUGCCGCCUCCUCCUCGUCGUCGUCUCAGCAGUUACCUAGUCAUACGUCCGGUCUGGGGAUGGCGGCGGGGCCGCAUUCGUUACACAUGAGCGUGACGCUAUCGUCGCAGAAUUCGUCUCGAGCCGGAGCCGGUGCCGCAAUCGGCGGCGGUGGUAUCGCGGCGUUUGGUCAUCAAAUGGCCCCGGUAAUAGGACCGCAUUCGCCGAUGGAUUCGUCGAAUACCGAUAGAGAGGUGCCCCACCAAGCCACAGCGUCCAUUUCGCAUAAAGAUAAGGAUAUGAGCAGCGCCAUGGAGCAAUGUUUGCAGUAUUUGUCGUCGGCUACCAAAUGAUACUAGAUCAGUAUGUAGAUACCCUAAAACGAUGAGGAAAUCGGUACAGUACGGCGACGGUGGCCUAUCUAGCAAGCGCAUGCGCGAACUAAAUUUUUGUCUUUUGUAAUAACUUAACUUUGUUGCGUGUCCUUUUUAAAUUUUUUUUUUUUUACCAUUCCAAAGAUAUCGAAACGAGUUUACCCCGUCAUCGUACGUUAUAAAUUUAUCGGAUUGUUAACCUUUUUAUUUAUUUUAAUUUUUUCUACCGUCAAGAUGACGACGCUGUUCUAGUCUUUUGAAUUUUUUAUUCUUCUCUUCUUCUUCGAUCGUAUAUUAAAUUGGCAUUGUAAAUAUACGGCGUAUUGUUAGAAUUUUUUUCUAUAUACCUACACCUGCCUACGUACGUUCGUUUUUUUUUUUUAUCAUGUAAAUACAGCAACGCAGGUCGAUGGACGAGGUGUGAAAUUUUUUUACAAGUCGAGGGUAAAGAAAGCCAGAAGCGAAUGUAACCGAGUCUUGUCGCGAUGAAUCGUCUCUUUGUCUCUCUGGACAUACUCCAAAUGGCUGGCUGCUUCUCGUAAUCGUAUGUGUGCUGGAAAAAACAAAUAGUGCAGUAAGAGCUAAAUUUAAUUCGUGUCGUGUGCCCACCCCCGCUCGACGUAUUUUUUCUCUCUUUUUCUGCGGACGAAAUACUGCGUAUGGUCGCGAUGAUACAUUAGAGUUAUUUCAAUGAAUUAGAUGGUGAAAUUGUCGAGCAGAUUGGAUUCGAUUUAUGUAGGUGUUGUAAGAAGUGGUCUGAGGAGUUGGGUGUGUAAGGUGUGAGGAUAGAUCCUGGUUGAUGAAAAGAACCCAAGAAUAGGUCAAAAUUAUGAAGAAUUUGAGUUUGGAAAUGCGAUUGUGUGACUCGAAGGUUUACAAUGCCAGACGAUUGUUUGAAAUUAUUCUGAAUGGAUGGAUUUUUAAAAUGGUAUAGGAAACGAAUAUUUUUGAUCCUGUUUAGCCCCUUCUGUGACUAAUAGCUUCUGUUUUGAGCUUGAGCGAUUUUGAUGGAUUAGCAUCAGGUUCUAGAUUGAAUUUUGAUCAAGUAAUUUUUUCAGUCUUGAACAGUCUUCUCCAGAAAGUCAUUCAGAAGUCGUACUCUGGCUCACAUGUGAUCUAAAAUCAUUUACGAGUAUAAUGUAUUUUGUGGUUCUAUUCGAAUUCCUUUGUCUCAAACUUUAUUACAAGUCACAAUCAUAAAAUCAGCCCCCCCCCCCCCAGAAAGCCAUAAUGUGGCUCAAAAUUAAUACAAUUUACUUGAAGAAUCAUUUUUGCCUCAAAAUUAUGAAAAAGUCGUAGUUCUGUUCAAUUUUUGCUCAAAGUCCAUUUUGUAAAGUAACCAUCAUUGUAUUGGUUGCCCUCAAAAUUGGUACAAGUCACGAACUCACAGUUCAUAAUUUUAAUCAAAAUUGACCAAAUUCACUUUUAAAUUCAUUUUUAGCUCAAUAUUACUCAAAAAUCAUCAAGUCACACUCCUGCUCAAAUGUUGCUCAAAAUAAUUCAUAAAUGCUUAGUAUUGUGGUUUAUUGAGGUUUGUUUGGUUCAAACAUAUGGUGCAAGUUACAAUCAUCACCUCAGACUUUUGCAUGACGUAAUAGUUUUGCUCAAAAUUGACCAAGAUUACUCAGAAAGGUCAUUUUUUGGCUCAGAGUUAUUGAUAAGUGAUGAAUAAGUCACAUUGCCUUAAUUUCGUUCAAAAUUAUUUGGAUGUUAAUUGUUAAGCUCAAACUUCGUUACCAGUCACAACUUGCCUUUUCUGUGAAGUCAUAUUUUUUCCUCAAAAUUGACCAAAUUUUCUUAAAAACGUCCUUCUUGCUCAAAAUUUAGUUGAAAAUUGUGAAAAAAUCAUACUUUGGGCCUUUGGCUCAUUUUGUAGCCUGAAUUCCCAACUAAAGUAGAAAUGAUAGGAUUGAAAAUCUCCUUUCCUAGGCUUCUGAUUGUAUUAAAAAUCAUAUUUGCGCUUGAAAUAAGAUGAAGUUCGCUUUAGAAAAGCAUUUUAGGCUUAACCUUACUUUGAAAAUUACAAAAAAGUCGUAGAUUAGGAUUUUACCCACAGCUGUCAUUGAGUGGAAAAAAAAGUAAUGUUAUGAAUAAUAUUCAGGUACCUAUCUUUAUGUCUGAGAACAGUUCUAGAAUAGGCUUUACUUGCUGUGAGAUGUGGUCAGACCAAUUCUCAUUCAAAGUUAUACAUAUUUCUUCUUGAAGUUAGGUCAAGUUUAUUCUUGAAGUUAUUUAUUCUGGUUAAAAUUGGUGGUAUACUUGAAUGUCUUUUUUGAGCUCAGUCUUGUUUCGAAUGUUCUAGAAUAGGUCUUCUUUGUUGUAAGUUGUGCUCAUGAGCUCUAAUUUGUAUGCAAAGUCUUAUUUCGGUUUAAAAUUAGUUGAAGUUUACCUACUCUAAAAGUCAUAUUUUGGUGCAAAGUUCUGUUCAGAAGUGUUUUUUAAGUCCCAAAUUUUUGCCCCAAAGUUGCGUUAAAGUCUUUUUUGGCUCAAGUCCAAUGUCAGAUCGUUGAAGAAGUCCUAUUUUGAAUAUUCUAGAUUGGACUUUACUUUGCAGUACGGUCUGAAAGUCAUUGGGUAUUUUGGUCUAAAAUCGUAUAAAAAAAGUCUUGUGAACUUGAAUCCAAUUAUGGAUAAUUUAAAAAGCCCUUUUUCGAAUGUUCUAGAAUGUACUUCGUUUUCUGGAAGUUACAUGUGAUCAUGAGUACCAAUUCUUAUGCAUAGUCACAUUUCAGCUUAAAAUUGAUUUAAGUUGAUUAAGUCAUAUUUUGCCCCAAAAUUUGUUGUAAGUCUUUUUGAAGCUCAAAUCCAACUGUAAACCGUAAAAAAUUCCUGAUCAAAUAUUCUAGAAUGGACUUUAAUUUGUGAUCAUGAGCACCAAAUCUUAUGCAAAGUCAUGCUUCAGUUUAAAUUCAGCUGAAAUUGGUUCUAAAACAUUAUUUUGGUCUAAAGUCAUGUGAAAAUCUUUUUUGAACUCAAAUGCAGUCUUCGAUUGUAAAAUAAAAUCCCCUGUCAAAUGUUCUAGAAUUAGACAUCACUUUCUGGAAGUCGUGAAUUGUGAUUCAGAUGGUUAUUUUUUGUUCAAAGUCAUGUACAUAGAAAUCUUUCUGGAACUGAGAUCCAAUCAAAUAUCGUGAAAAAAGUCCUUUUUGGAAUGUUCUAGAAUAGACUGCCGCGCUGGAAGUUGAGAUCAUGAGCAUUAAUUUCACAUACAAAGUCAUAUUUUGGUGCAAAACCACGUUAAAAUCUUUCUGGAGCUCAAAUGCCAUCACAUAUUGUAAAAAGAAUCUUGUUUGGAAUGUUCUAGAAUACAUAGACUUUAAUUGCUGGAAGUUGUGAUCAUGAGCAUAAUUUCUCCUACAAAGUCAUAUUUCGGUGCAAAGCCGGGUAAAAAUCUUUCUUGAGCUCAAAUCAAAUCACAUACUUAUUGUGAAAAACGUCCUGUUUGGAAUUUUCUAGAAUAGACUGCAGUUGAGCUGGAAGUUGAGGUCAUGACAUCAUUUCUCAUGUAAAGUCAUAUUUUGGUGAAAAGCCGUGUAACAAUCUUUCUCGAGCUCAAAUUGUAACAAAAAGUUCUAUUUAGAAUGUUCUAGAAUGGACUUUAAUUGCUGGAAGUUGUGAUCAUGAGCAUCAUUUCACAUAUAAAGUCAUAUUUUGGUGCACAGUCACGUAAAAAUCUUUCUUGAACUAAAUUCAAUCACAUAUUGUGAAAAAAGUCCUAUUUAGAAUGUUCUAGAAUGGACUUUAAUUGCUGGAAGGUUGUGGUCAUGAGCACCAUUUCUCAUAUAAAAUCAUAUUUUGGUGCAAAGCCGUGUAAGAACAAUCUUUCUUGAGCUCAAAUUGUAACAAAAAGUUCUAUUUAGAAUGUUCUAGAAUGGACUUUACUUGCUAAAAGUUGUGGUGCAUCAAACUCCCAAUAUUUUUUACUCCUGUGCCAGUCAGCUUUUCUUCUAGAGGUAUUCGUAGAGAUGUAUAUGAAGUUGAAACCAUUUCACAGUCACUUUUAAACCAAGAAUAUCAGGUUUUAACUUUUGCCACAGGCGUAACGAUCUUGUAACAAACAUAGGUGUCUGAUGGGUUGCCUAUCGAUGACCUUGGAAGUGAUUAUUAUAUGUUGAGAACACACCGUAUAUUGUGCAUUUUCACUAGUACCGUUGAGUGGAUCUUGGUGAGAAAUGUUUCUAUGAUUUUUAUGGAAAUGGAGAUGAAGGGAGUGAAGGGUGAAAAUUUCCCCCAAUCAAAUAUUAUUCGAUGACGUGUGCGGUGGAGAGGGUGGUUACGACUUUUACUAAUUUUGAACGUUGGCUUGGGCUUGUGCAGAUGGCGUUUACGACGGUGUCAGUAUCAGUGUCGUUGGUGGAGGUGGUGGUGGUUCUGGUGGUUGUGGAGGUGGUGGAGUAGGAGGAGGAGGAAUAGGAGCUAACGCCAAUGG